AUGCCUCGAAAUGUGGCAAGCCCUCGGGGGGUUUAUCGUCUGUCCGCCUGCAUCCUCAUCUCGGGAUACGAGAAUCCCGAGAGGGCUCGCGAGCGGGCUGGCUUUGCAUUCGUGCAUGAUGUGGCCAUGAUUUUGCCGCCUCAGACAGUACGAGUAGUCUCCUCACGAAGAAACACGGCUACAAUUACUCCGUACAAGUAUAUUGCGCAGUACCAGAGCUCGUGGCCUCUUGAGACGCCGCUGGCCAUGUUCAAAUAUUCGGCUACAGGCCAAAGCUCCAAGCCCGAGCCCGAGCCCGAGCCCGAGCUCUCUCUUCACCUAGCGCGUGCCCGCGUCUGGAUUGGUAGCGAGAGAAGCUCAGAGCAUGUGCUCGUUAUUUGGGCGGGAAGCGAGAGUGCACAGCAAAAACCGCAAAGGAAAAUGCUUGCAUCUGCAAGUCGGAAAGCCUCACCAAGUCGCCUGCAAACCCCUCAAAACGCCACCCAUGCGCCCUCACCUGACCACCAUUGGCAUGCGAAGCCAGAUCGGCACCGGUUGACCAAAUUCCUGGGGUAG
Trichoderma aggressivum f. europaeum is the source of this 555-nucleotide messenger RNA. RefSeq lists its product as uncharacterized. The record is from RefSeq and is a predicted model, not a curated record. NCBI's taxonomy places the organism in Eukaryota, Fungi, Ascomycota, Sordariomycetes, Hypocreales, Hypocreaceae. The transcript has a single exon. Bases 1 to 555 code for a protein of 184 amino acids.